ACUCGAGAAGAGACAGAGAAAUAAAAGUGGUGAUUCUGGAAUGGAGGUGUUCGAAAAGGCAGAGGUGGUGCGUCUGAGGAGUCACCACAACAAAUAUCUGUUGGCAGACGAUGACAAAGACGGUGUUUACCAAGAUCGAAAUGGGACAUACAAGAAUGCAAAAUGGAGCGUGGAGAUCGCGGAUGAUUCAAACUGGAUAAGACUCAAGAGUUGCUAUGGCAAAUACUUAACAGCCUCCAACAUGCCGUUUUUGUUAGGCGCCACAGGGAAGAAAGUGACUCAGACCCUUCCCACAAGGUUAAACUCUUCUUUGGCCUGGGAACCCGUGAGACAAGGUGCACACGUGAGGCUCAAGACACGUUAUGGACAGUUUCUGCGUGCCAACAAAGGCUUACCACCCUGGAAAAACUCCAUCACCCACGAUAUCCCACAGCGCACAUCGACCAUAAACUGGAUCCUCUGGGAUGUCGACCUCGUACAGCUCCGACCAGCCCCUCCCAAACCUAUUUCUCUCCAUCCUCCCAUCUCAGAAUAUCCUUCUCAUUCUCCACCCGAUGAUGAUGAUGCCUCCUUCAGUAUACAUCUUAGGUCUCCUGAUCUUCCCACAACUCAGGAUCAAGAGGCUGUGUCACCGAUAAAAGAUGGAAGGAUUGUAUUUUAUAACGUGGAACAACAUGGGUAUGCUUCUAAGGAGAGUGAAGAAAAAUUCUUCUCAUUCAACGGAAGUAGCGUGGAGGAUUUGAAGGAGAAGUUAAAGGAAGAGACAGGGUACGAUGAUAUUGUUGUGUGCUGCCGCAACCCGUUCAAUACCGAACUUCAUCCCCUUCGUUUACAAUUACCUCCUAACAACGCUGACAUGCACGUUGUUGUCAUUACUUCUUCCUGCAAUGCAUAAACAAAUGACGAAGAAGAUGUUGAGCAUCACACGUUCACCCAUUGGUGGAAAUGCACCGUGAAAAGAAGGGUUCGACUCAAAAUCCAUGUUCUCACUCCAAGAAGAAAAAGGCACCGAGAAGACGAAAGUAGAGAAAUCGAAACGUUAGAAACACCAUGAAGAAGUAAUGUUUCUCCUUCCGUCUUCGGAAUUCAAUAUUCUUUCUUCUGAAAUCUGUAAUUUUCUUCCUCACCCCACCCAUAUCCAAUUGUUGUAGAGAAUGUAAAUAUGUAAAUGAUUUUUC
This is a messenger RNA of Vigna unguiculata (cowpea), 1178 nucleotides long. RefSeq names its product actin cross-linking protein, putative (DUF569). The record is from RefSeq and is a predicted model, not a curated record. NCBI's taxonomy places the organism in Eukaryota, Viridiplantae, Streptophyta, Magnoliopsida, Fabales, Fabaceae.